Molecule: messenger RNA, 1006 nt
Organism: Zingiber officinale
Lineage: Eukaryota; Viridiplantae; Streptophyta; Magnoliopsida; Zingiberales; Zingiberaceae
Product: CASP-like protein 4A1
Exons: 3
Coding region: 56-817 (253 amino acids)
Source: RefSeq, a predicted model, not a curated record
AUGAGAUAAAUCGCCCCGCACUGUACCUAACCCACCCGAAACGAGCAACCAGGCGAUGACGACGGAACCCAUCCGAUCGCCGCUCCGCCAGGAGGACGACCCCGCCUUACCCCCGCCGCCUCCGCCUCCGCCUCCGCCUCCGCCUCACAACACUCCGAUACGAACUCCCCCACCUAUGGAGCCUGCCGUGGUGGCUAGCCGGCAUGAUCUCUCGACGCUCGCGGCGAAAGUGGAGGCCAACGUUGCUCCUCCUCAUGACUGGUACCCGUGGGACGGUCAGAGGGAGGCGGCUCCGCACGAUUCAGGCUCCAGGUCGCGUGUAGUCACGGGUAUCGUCAGCCGGGGCCGCCUCGAGAAGGUCAUCCAUCGUGCGGCGGUGGCUGCGCGAUUUUCAGCGGCGGUUUUAUGCCUCGUAUCCUUUUCCGUUCUCUCCUCUGACAGAGACAAGGGUUGGGCCCUCGACUCCUAUCACCGCUACAAGCAAUACCGUUAUUGCGUGUCGGUGAACGUGAUUGGAUUCGUCUACUCUGGUUUCCAGUUGUAUUCGCAAGUCCACAACAAGGUUAUGGAGAAACACAUCAUACGCCGUCCUCUGGGUGACUACUUCGACUUCGCCAUGGAUCAGAUACUGGCAUAUCUUUUGAUUUCCUCAUCAUCCUCGGCCACUGCUCGAACUGAUGACUGGGUGUCCAACUGGGGAAGUGAUGCAUUUCCUAAUAUUGCUACUGGUUCUGUCGCCGUAUCAUUCCUGGCUUUCCUUGUGUUUGCUCUCAGCGCCCUAAUUUCUGCCCAUAAACUCUUUAGCCGGAACCUCUGAUCUACUUUGGCAACGAAGAAGGAUUCGUGUGUCUUUCCUUUUUCACUUCUAUAGUUAUGAAGGAUUGGAUAAUGGCAGUGAGGGCUUGAUGUUGGAAGUAUUACAAGCAUCCUUGUUGUUGUUGUUUCAGCUUCCUGCUAUGUAAAGAAACAAUGCUUAGUUAACGAGUUGAUCAUUUGGUUUUCGAUU